Molecule: messenger RNA, 3995 nt
Organism: Dermatophagoides pteronyssinus (European house dust mite)
Lineage: Eukaryota; Metazoa; Arthropoda; Arachnida; Sarcoptiformes; Pyroglyphidae
Product: tyrosine-protein phosphatase non-receptor type 23-like
Biological process (GO): early endosome to late endosome transport; endocytic recycling; protein transport to vacuole involved in ubiquitin-dependent protein catabolic process via the multivesicular body sorting pathway
Cellular component (GO): endosome
Molecular function (GO): protein binding
Source: RefSeq, a predicted model, not a curated record
UAUAGUCGUCGAAUUUUUAUUUUUAAGUUCAAAACAAAAAAAGUUUCAAACAACCGACAAUUUUUUAAUUUUGGAUAUCAAUCAACAAAGUAAAAUCGAAAAAAAACAUGGAGGCCGUACCAAGAUUACCAAUGUUAUCAUUCGAAAUGAAAAUCAGUCCUGUUUGUCCGGAUUUUGCAAUGCCAUUCAAAAGGUUUAUCAGCAAAUAUUAUGGUGAAGAUGGUGAUAUUUAUGAUCGUGAAAUAUUGGAAUUGGAAAAUUUACGUAAUAAUGCAUGUCGUGCACCACGUGAUGUAACUGGAUGUUCAAUUAUGAAACGUUAUUAUUGUCAAAUAUCAAGUUUAUUUAAUCGUUUUGGUUCAUUUGAAAAUAAUAAUAUCGGUGUACAAUGUGUUUGGGCGGAUAUUUAUUCCGGACAAACAACUAUUGGUGAUUUAGAUUUUGAAUUAGCUUGUAUAUUAUAUAAUAUUGGUGCAUUACAUGCUGAUCUUGGUGCAGCAGCCGAUGGUCGACAAACACAAGAAGAAAUGAAAAUAGCUUGUACACAUUUUCAAUGUGCAGCAUGGGCAUUUCAACAUUUAAUUGAAGAUCGAAAAUUAUUUCGUACAUCCGAUAUAAGUAAUGAUGUAUUACAAUUUUUCGUACAGAUAAUGUUAGCACAAGCACAAGAAUGUAUAUUGGAAAAAUCAAUGUUAGAUAAUCGUAAAGCAUUAACAGUAGCAAAAAUAACUGCACAAGUUGUUGAUUAUUAUCGUUGUGCAAUGACAAUGUUACAACAAGGUGCAAUGAAUACUAGUUCAACACAAUCAUCGAUUAUUGAAAUUGUUGGUGGAAAAUUAUUUAAAUCAUGGAAAAAAUUUGUUGAAUUUAAAUUAUCAUAUUAUGAUUCAAUUUGUUCAUUAUAUAUGGGUAAUGCAACUGAAGAUCAACAACAAAUGGGUGAACGUAUUGCAUGGUAUGAAUUGGCAUUGGAAAAAAUUCAAUCAGCUACAACACUUGCUAAACAAUUAGAUGAUAAUCAUGGUUCAUCAUCAUCAUCAGUGAUUAAUGAAGCAAUUUCAUUUGUUACCGAUGUUAUUACAAUUAAAUUACAGAAUGGAAAAAAAGAAAAUGAUUUUAUUUAUCAUGCAAAAGUGCCACCAAUUGCCGGUUUACCUGAAAUAAAAGGUGUAUCACUUGUAAAAGGUAUACCAUUCAAUGUAUGUGAUCCUGAAGUUUCUGGUCCGGAUAUAUUUGCUCGUUUAGUACCGAUUCAGGCACAUGAAUUAGCAUCAAUUUAUUCGGCUAAAAAAGAUGAAAUACUUCGUAAUAUUCGUGUAAAAAUUGAGGAAAAAAAUCAAGAACUAAUGUCAUUCAUGUCAUCAUUGUUAUUGGAUAAAGAACAUCUUCGUGCUCCCAAAGAAGAUUCUAUACCGGAUGAAUUGAUUAAUAUAUGUGCCGAACUUAGCCUACAUCCCGAAUCAGUGGAAGAAGUUGCAAAAAUUUUAACACAAUUAGAUACUGUUAGUCAUGAUACUGGUAAAAUUAUUGAAGAAUCACGAGAAUUAUUAAAAGAAGAAGAAGAAAAAGAACAAAAACAUCAGGAAAAAUUUGGUAAACGACCACCAUCAAUGAUAGUAGUUGAAUUAUCAAAAGAAUUGGCUAAACAUGAAGAAACACAUAAAAAAGCAAUCGAAUCAAAUAAAUCAUUAUGGGAUAAUUUUGAUCAACAUAAAGAUGAUAUACUAAUAAUGAUGUCAUCAUCGGCAUCAAAAAUUGCAUCAAUUUUACCAUCGAAUAAAAAUAUUAAAAUUGAUGAAUCGAUUGUUACUGAAAUGGAAAGAUUAUUUGAUAAAAUUGAUGAAAUGAAAACACAACGUUCAACAUUAGAAGAUCAACUAACAAAACAAAUGAAUGAUGAUAAUGUAUUGAAAUUAGUAUUGGCACAUCCACGUGAUGAAAUUGAAAGAAUUUUUGAUGAUGAAAUAAAAAAAUAUGAUAAAAUCGUUAACCUUUUGGAACAAAAUCUAACAGCACAAUCAAAUAUUUUACGUGCAAUGACUAAUUGUAAUGCAGGUUAUGCUGAUACACGUAAAGAAAUUCUUGAAAUUCAACGUAAUCGUAAAACACGAAUAGCAUCAUUGUUGUAUACAUAUCAAGUGUUUCGUGAACUUCAAGUAAAUUCGAAAAAAGGUUUAGAAUUUUAUCGUAAAUUUCAAUCGAUUGUUGUACGAUUAAAUGCACGAAUACGUGGUGUAAGCAAAGUACAGGAUGAAGAAAGACAACAAUUUAUACAGGCUCAAGCAUCACGUUUGAUGAUGGCUAAAGGUGGACCUCCAUCAUCAUCAUCAUCUACAUCGGUUGGUAUGAUAUCAACACCUCCACUUCCACCAUCAUCAUAUGAUUAUGGAUCAUCAAAUAAUAUUGGCACUGGAAUGUCUGGAAUGUCCAUUCCAACAAUGAUACCGGCAACAGGUGCAAAAUUGAAAGAUUAUCUUCCAUUUAUGAAAGCAAAUGCUGCGAAUCGUUCCAAUUUAAUGUCCAAACCAUCAUUACCAUCUCAAUCGACAGUUAUCACUGGUAAUUCUUCAGGUAUGAUUGUUCCACCAGUUUCUUCAUCGUUUGCUCCAUCUGCACCAUCACCAUCAUUAACACCAACACCUCCUAUAAUGCAAUCAAUGACAAAUUUUGCACCAAAUAUGAUGAUGCCUCCAGUUCAAUCAACAGUUGGUCAAACAUUUGGUUCGAUGGUUGGUCAACAGUCGCAAUCACAUCAUCAACAACAACAACAACCAAUUGCACCGCAUUAUAAUAGUCAUUCAAACAGUGAUCUUCAAGUAACACCUGGAAACAUGAUUGCAAUGUCUCAAUAUUCACCACCACCAUCAUAUUCAAAAGCAAUUUCUUCUCAUUUGCCAUAUGGUUCAUUACCUGUAAUCAACAAUAAAAAUUCUUCAAUAAUACCGUUCAACAUUCAACAACCACAACAACAACAAUAUCCGAAUAAUAUUGCCGUCGGUAAUACUGGAGAAUCAGUGAACACUACAUUCAAUCAACAUCAACCAAUAUCAUCGAUAUUACCGAUCAAUAAUCCACAACAACUACAACAUUAUCCACUACCAUCAUCAUCAUCAUCAUCGACAUCAACUUUGUCGAAUUCUUCAAUGAUUCCAUCAUCAGCAACAUAUAAUAAUUAUCAAUAUAAUAAUUCGAAUACUGCUUCUUCGGUUGCUACUAAUAUUCCAAAUUCCAAUGUUAUUAAUGCACCAAUGGCCGGUUAUAAUAACAACAACUAUUCGCAUUCAUCAAUAUCGAAUCCAAUCGGUCAAUCAAAUUCAAAUGUAACUAGCUAUACUAAUUAUCCGACUAAACCAAUUCAAGGUACAAAUGUUGUAUAUCAUCCAACACAAGCAAAUAUUAUGACAAAUAAUAAUAAUACGAUUGGACAACAACAGCAAUAUUCGAAUCAGCAAUAUGUUCAUCAACCACCAUCGUUGCCAUCUUCACAACAGCCACCAUAUCCGGUAGCACCAUCACCAAUGAUGCCUUCAUAUCUUGGUACAUCUAAUACAACAACAACAACAAACGUUCCAAAAAACAUACCGAAUCCAAUACAUUCAUCACAACAGCAACAACAACAGCCUGGCUAUCCAAUUGGCGGUUAUCAUGGUAUGCCACAACCACCAUCGCAAUCAUCAUAUCCGCAAACAACAAUGAUUAAUGGAUAUCAUCAACAUCAGCCACAACAACAACAGCAGCAACUGCAACCUGCUACUGAUCCAGCAACAAAUAUAACGGCAAUAUUGGAACAAGAAUCAAAACGUGGUUGGCAAGUAUUGACACCAGUACCUGCUGCAACACCUGUGAUAAAAAAUGAAAAUGAUGUUAAUAAUGUAACAAAAAAUAAUGAUAAUAUCAAAUCAUCUUCAUCAUCAUCAUCGUCAUCGGAUUGUUUACCCGAUAUAUUAUCAACAAUGUCAUUAAAUGGUAAUGGUGGUCAACAACAGCAACAACAA